This is a messenger RNA of Exaiptasia diaphana, 1310 nucleotides long. Its product is annotated as 2-haloacrylate reductase. Gene Ontology annotation, biological process: cellular response to oxidative stress. Gene Ontology annotation, molecular function: quinone reductase (NADPH) activity; zinc ion binding. Lineage: Eukaryota; Metazoa; Cnidaria; Anthozoa; Actiniaria; Aiptasiidae. Gene Ontology annotation, cellular component: cytoplasm; cytosol. The record is from RefSeq and is a predicted model, not a curated record.
GAUUGGUAGAAAUCUUCUUAUAGCGUGCUUUUGGUAGGUUUUGUUUGUUUGAGUGUAUGAGGUCCGUUCAACAGUGCCCAUUAUUAGUAUCCAUUGGAUUCCUGUGUGGAUACUAAAGGUCUCUCGAUCUCCAGCUGAGCUACGGUCUGAAACACGUCGCGAAUAUUUUAAAAAUGUCUAUGAAAGCUGUARUUCUUCACGAGUAUGGUGAUUCUACGAAAUUAUGCUACGAAGAUGUAGCCAUCCCAUCUCUCGAAGUUGGCGAGGUCUUAGUAAAAAACCAUUGCAGUGGGGUGAAUUUUCUUGACAUAUACAUGAGGCGAGGGGAAAGAUGUGCAUUUGUCAUYGGUACCUGUAGCACAGAGGCUAAAGCUGACAUUGCCAGAUCUGCUGGUGCYGAUGAGGUUAUCCUAUACACACAGAAAGACUUUGUUGAGGAGACGUUGAAGUUAACUGGUCAAAAAGGUGUCAGCAUCAUUUAUGACAGUGUAGGAAAAGAUACUCUUCAUAGGGGUUUAAAUUGUCUGGCACCAAAAGGUACUUUGGUUAGUUAUGGAGCAGCAUCAGGCAUUCCAGACCCAAUACCUGCCAGCACACUAAAAAAGAAUUCCCAUUCCCUUYUGACGCCUGGCCUAUUCAAUUACAUUAAGACAAAAGAAGAUCUUCAUAAGCGCAGUUCAGAUGUAUUUCAAUGGGUAAUGGAAGGUUCUCUCAAGCUCAGUGAGCCGAUGAUAAUACCUCUAUCAGAUGCCAAACGUGCUCACGAUAUUUUGGAGAACCGAGGCACUAAGGGAAAAAUAUUACUUAGAACUAAUUAAAAUCGCUGAGAUAGGCAAUGGUCAGUGAUGCAAUUUCAUGGAGCAAAGCAUGAUGGGAAUUGUAUUCCUCACACUUUUUAUAGCCUCUAAAAAUCACCCUUUAAGCCGUUUUUAUGUUUUUUCUGUAUGACACAAGAAAGAGAAUGGCUUAGUGGGACUAUAUUUUAGGGGAUCUGAAAAAGUGCAACGAUUACAACUCCAUCAUGAUUUGUUACACAAAAUUACAUCACUGCAAAUAUUUGCAUAUUUUGUCUAGUUUUUUCAUUUACCAAUGAAUAUUAAAUACUGAGAGAUCUACUAUCACGCUUCCCAAAACUAUUCUCACUAUAUUGUAGAUCAUAAUUUAGACAUGUACAAAAAGUAAGAGAAUGCCAUAAGGAUAACUUGUAGCAGUUAAUCAGAUAAAUAUUAGUUGUUUGAAUGAUCGCAGGAUCACGAAUGUUUUUGUAAAGCAAUUAUUUUAUAAUAAAGGAAAGUCAUAUGAUAAGCGUA